Messenger RNA from Paramecium pentaurelia, 1272 nucleotides. The record is from the annotation of a GenBank genome assembly. Lineage: Eukaryota; Ciliophora; Oligohymenophorea; Peniculida; Parameciidae.
AUGGAUAAAUAAAUUAUUAAUUCUAAGCAAUCUGCAGUUACAACUAAAAUAUAAACUCCUCAUCGAACAACUGCAGAAUAAAUUUACAUUAAAAGAUUAAAAGAAACAGAAGCUUUCAUACCUAAAGAAGAAUUUAUAUAGAAAUAAGAAAAGAUUAAUAAGGCAAUGGAAUCUCAAUCUUAAAUACCUCUUAAAUAUUACUCUCAUAUCAAUGAAAUUAGAUCAGUUAAAGAGUUUCUCUAUAUAUCAGAAAAGCUUAAAUAGAAAAAUAUUGAAAGAAAAAUGAAUGAAAGAUUAGAAUUGAGAGGAAAAUUGAAUAAAAUAAAAGAAAUAGAAGUGUUAAAAAAACUUCAUUAUUAUUUAGAAAAAAAAAUUAGAUUAUUUAUUAAAGAUAGAUAACAUGAUGAAAGUAAACUAUAUUUUCAUUUUUUAGAUCCUUAAAUGAAAACAUUUGAGGCUUUUAGGGUAGCUCAUAAAGAAGAUAAAAGAAUUAUGCAAUUUCCUUUAGAAUUUUAAAAAGAAAUCUUUUAAAAAUUGGAUAAUUAACCAGAUAUUAUUCAAUCAAAUGUACAAAAGUAAAAGAUGACUUCAACUAAUUCAGAUUAAUAAUUAUAAAAAAGAAAUUCUUAAUUUGAGUAAUGAAAUUUUUAUAUUUAAUAUAGUUUGUUUAGUAGUGAAUUUUCAGAAAGCAUCAAUAAAGAUAAUAAUGAAGAUGGAACUAGCAAAUUUUUAACAUUAAAAGUUGCAAAUAAACUUUUAGGAAUGAUGAUUGUAGAAUCGAGUAAGGGAAAAAGAUAACCAAUCAUUUGGGCUUAAGAUAAAAAAAAAGAAUUAGAAGGAAUACUUAAUAAACCUUAUGGAGGCAAAAUGAAUUUUAAUGUUCAUUCCUUUAAUUGGUUGAUUGAUAAUGCUUUAAGCAGAUCUUAAUCAUUAAUGAAUAUUAAUAAAAGAUAAACAAAUAGAGUUGUUAGUAUGGAUGAAAGAGUGGAAUACUAAUCUCCUAUUAAUAAUCAUAAAGAUAUUUAAAAUAAAAUAAAUUAAGGAAUAUAAUCUAUCAAUAAAACCUUUUAUUCUAGACCAAGGUCAACAAUUGUUACAAAACAAAGAAAAGAAUUAAAAAAUAGAAAAUAAGUGACAACUGAAUACAACAUAACUGAUAGAAUAAAAGAAAAUGUUACUUCAUAAGCUCUCAGAAAUUCUAAUAUUCAAUCUUAAUAAAAAACUGAAAGUAUUUUCUUUCAAAAUGAUUCUUACGUUAAUCAUUAUAUUUGA